Tachyglossus aculeatus (Australian echidna) is the source of this 1218-nucleotide messenger RNA. It is a transcript of the gene KNSTRN, whose product is annotated as kinetochore localized astrin (SPAG5) binding protein. Bases 16 to 792 code for a protein of 258 amino acids. The record is from RefSeq and is a predicted model, not a curated record. Gene Ontology annotation, biological process: regulation of attachment of spindle microtubules to kinetochore; mitotic sister chromatid segregation; spindle organization. The transcript is spliced from 8 exons. Gene Ontology annotation, cellular component: kinetochore; microtubule plus-end; mitotic spindle. NCBI's taxonomy places the organism in Eukaryota, Metazoa, Chordata, Mammalia, Monotremata, Tachyglossidae.
CCCGUUCAGACUGGGAUGGCCAAGUCUAAAAUCCCCGUGUUCAACUUACACCCGGCGGGCGGCAUCCCCGAGGACCCCCCGGCGGCGGUGGCCACCACCAAGUGUAAGCCCCCGGCCUUCAGCUUCCAGCUCCCCGUGUUCCUCGCAGACGCCCAGCCCCGCGGUCCCGUUCCAGCUGCUUCCAAGAAGCCAUGUCUCUCCAAGCCGGGAGAGGGGGACGGCAGCAGGACAACUAACCCGGCGGCCCCCGAGAGCUUCCGAGCCACCACCCACAGGCUGAAAAAGGGGGCCGACCCUGGUCUAAAGAAGACCAGCAGGAGAGGCUACUGUCCCCCAAGCCGGAACAGGCCCGAGGAAUUGCUCACAGACAAGAACCGGCUCCUGGAGGCGGCCAACCAGCAACUCCACCUGCAGCUGGCCGAGACCCAGGGCCUGCUGAGGGAAGUGACGGAGAAGAAGGAAUUGCUGGAGAGCUUUCAGGACCGCUGCCUGGCCAUCCUGGAGAGCCGCAGUAUCGACCCAGUCACAGGCCAACAGAUCCUGGAGGAGCUGAAAGAGAGGACCUCGUGCCAGGCAGAGAGCGCGUCGCUGAUGGACUCUCUGAUGGCUGAGCUGAGGCUGUUCAACCAGACCGUCGCGAAGCAGAGGGAGGAGGUGAAGGCAGCGAAGGCCAAGUUAGCCAAGGCCGAAGAGGAGAGGACCCACUUCCUGGAGAAACAGGCGACGUUCGGCAGCAGAAUGGAUGACGUGACGGCCAUGUUGGAGCAAAUGGAGCAGCUGCUGAGGCCGUGAGGAGCCGGGGCAGACCGUCAGAACCAGCCCGCCCAAACCGGGCAGGCGGGCGGGACCCAACCUGGAGCCCCAGGGCCAGACUGGUGGGGCUAACUUGGCAGUCCUGCGUCCCAGCCACCCAUCCCUUUCCCAAGCUCCACCGCCAAAUUAGGAUAUCCCCCUUUUGCCCCCCAGAGAGAAGCGGGGGUGGCGAGGGACUGAAACCCUGCACAAACUUGACUCCAAGCUUGGGACACUUUGGAACGCGUGACGCCGUUUUCCUGCCCUGAGCCUCUUUCCGGGAUUCUGCUUUGGACCUUCCCAGCUAGGGCCGAAAGACUACUGGGCCCACCACCGUGCCUGGUCUCCUUUCCAUUUUAGCCAAUAAAGCUGUUUUGCCUCUGUCAGCCCCCUGACUGGCACGGUGAACAAGGCCAACGGCUACUU